Messenger RNA from Daphnia pulicaria, 3226 nucleotides. RefSeq lists its product as uncharacterized. The coding region runs from base 1356 to 3068 and encodes 570 amino acids. The record is from RefSeq and is a predicted model, not a curated record. NCBI's taxonomy places the organism in Eukaryota, Metazoa, Arthropoda, Branchiopoda, Diplostraca, Daphniidae. The transcript has 6 exons.
CUGUUGAUGUCUGACAAGUGUGUGAUGCAAGUUUUUCCCCUGGAAUUUCACUUCAAGAAAUCACCAAGAAUGUUUAAUCUAAAAUCCAUUGUGACUGCCAGGUGAACAAUUAGUGACAAAGUGUGGGUGGGAAAUAGAUAAAGUGGCUGAAAUGGUCUACACCGAUGGCAGGCUGUGCCAAUAUAUGCUACAGUCAAGACAGACAGGGGCUGAAAUCUACCAAUAAGAAUCAACCUUUUUAUUGAUGACUACAACAUUAUAUGAGUCCAUUCCAAGACUGCCCGUUUUCAGCCAAAGCGUUCCUGUUUAACAUACAAAGCUGCUGAGCACUGUACCCACACAAUAUGGCUGAACUCAUCUAAUGGUUAAAAUGAAGUUUCAACUUGAUGUCAGCUCUUAAAGUGACAAGGACAGAUUAUCCUCAACACCAUAAGCUAUUGGAGUCGACAAACUGAACGUGUCACAUCCGUGCUUCUCAACCAAUCCGCAGCAGAUCCAUCCAAUCUGAUUUGGAGUCAUCGGACAAGGCCGUAUCACAUAGUCACCGCCCAUCAGUUUGAAAUGGAGAUUUUACCUGGGUUGUCGAGCGAACACGCAAAGUAUUUUGGGCCAAACUGUGGAAGCUUAAUGGAUAAGAUUACAUGCAAAUUUCAUCACGCGAAGGUGCGUGAUUCUCCAGAAAACCAAUAAAACAGUAGGAGUGAACGGAGGACUUAAUCCCAUUAUUUCACAGCCAGAAACAGAAGGAUAUUGUCUGUUACGGUUCGAAAUAAUCACAUAGAUACACUGAAGUGAACGACUUUGACAUUGAGGCCAUCGCUUUUCAUCCCGAAAAUGACAGGAGGGCAUCACAAUAUGCGAGGAGAGCUGUCGGGUCACAUCAUGCUCAACAACACCUCGGUGAUUCUCAUAUUUUAUUUUUCUUCCUUCAAAUAACGCAACGCAAUUAUUAAAAACAAAAACCGGUUCGAUCCGUGUCAAACUAUUCAUCUUGCAAGCCCUUCUGGAGGAAAUGUCACAGCUCCUCUUUGAGAAUAUAUCUAGAGAAAUAACAAAGACACCUUUGUGCUUGUUUUAAAAAAAACACGGAGCGGUCAAAUCCUGUCUGGACCACAGGUCAUCGUUCCUUACGUGCUGGUUCUCACAGCUUCGUUUGCCAACGCUCAAAACUGGAGCGGUCAGUCGUUGGAAUUUAUUUUUGAUUGGAUAACCUUUUGUUUGUUUCCAGAGCACCUAUCGGUCGUCGUGUGGCCAUUGUCGUCACUUGUUUCUUUGGCAUCAGUUUGCCAGCGGAUUCCAGGCGCUUCAGUGCUGUCCAGGUUUACCUGGAAUAACAAUAAGUUGGCGUUUCUUAAAUGGAUUCUUCUCGGAUAUCGGUUUCCGCUUUGGGUCGCGACGUGCUGAUUGGAGAUUUAUACAACUACUACACCGACAACAUCUUGAAAAGUGGCAUUUUAGUACCGGGUGAUGCCAUACACAUUGAGCACAAAUUGAUUCCGGAAACGGAGCGCUACUUUUUCUUCAACCAGCCCGCCAAAUUCAAAUCUUCUUUACUUGGAAUUAAUUCACACCUGAAGGAGAGCAUCGAGCAAGGGUCGGUCGACUUGAAUCACCUCUGGUUCGCCGAUUUCAUGCGAGCCAAUCCGUCAGAAGGCGAUGAAAAUGAAGCGACAGUCAGCGUCUUUUUCCGUGUCGUUCGGAGAACAGAGACUCUCGAUCAACAUUUCUUCAAUUCUAAAAUGUACGACUAUCAGCUAGACAGCGGCGGAUGGGCGACACAUUUGGUGGAGCAAGUCGUCUUCGGAGCGGAGCUCAUUUGCACAAUGAGCAGAGCCGUCGAUUGGCGACGAGAAUCCAAGGAGAGCGCCGAAGAAAAUAUCUACCUGGUAGCCAAAGCUUAUUUCGAUCGAAUUAUUGGACCCAAUGCCAUCAACACCGAGCCGCCAGCUGAACUAGACAAAGUGUCUUGUCGAAUCCUCAGCAGUCUGGAAGAUAUUCAACCGACAGAGAUUUCCUUCCGACAAACCUGUGAGUUCCUGAGAGACGUCAUCAAUUUCAAAGAAGAUAAUCAACCCGCCAAAUUAUGGCGUCCCAUUUACAUCGUCCGACGUCUCAUCCCCAAACAGAUUGAAACUCGAAUUUUACUGGACAGAUUGACGGAUAAGAGGCUGAAAGUCGAGCGGAAGUGGCACUGGAUCAUGAAAGAGAGUCGAAGAAUAGCCAAACAUCCGUUUCUCAAUCGAGUCCCUCCAUUCGAAAGAGCCAUUUGCCAAUUCGUCGACUUGCUGGAACCCAUCGAAAACGAGAUAAUGCAAUUCAAUGUCAAUCUCAUCGCCAAAAAGUGCAUCCAGGAACAGGUUUCCAACGACAUCAAAACAAUUGCCGAUGGCAUGCUCCUGUCCGACAUGGUAGAAUGGCUAAUCCUGCGACGGAGUGAGAUUGACGCAAUUUGUCUGAUGUUGAAAGGCAACCAGAUGGGUAUGUUCGACAUGGCGGAAAUCGAGUCCCGACCUCUGUCCAAUUGUGAAAAGCGCGCCAGAGUUUUCAUUUUGAAAAUCGACUACAUUCCAGAUCCGCUGAUGGAGCGCAUCCAAAAUUUGAUCGGCAAUCUGGAACCGGUCUAUCGACUCCCAGUUUUUCCGGCCAUCUCUUCUGGAAAAGAACGCCUAGGAAUAAUUAGUAGGGCCUUUCAUGGAUUUUCUGAAGAGGCCCGUUGGUGCUCCAAUGAGCAGUACAGCUACUAUCAAAUUGGUUUGGUUCCGGCGUCCUCGACGCCGCUGGAAGACGGAACGAUCAAGACGAUUUUGUAUCCCGCCAUUGAGGUGUCGCCAACUUGUUUGCCGGCGGCCCAGUCCAGCCCGAUGGGAUCGGAGAAAAACGGGCAAGAUGACCAUCACCAGCUGCUGUGUCUGCCCAUCGCCAAUAUUCCGCAAAAUUCCAAUGUGCCCAAGAAAACUCUGACCGUUUCGAAUCAAAGUGAUAAUCCCUACGAAAAAGUCGCUUAUUUUCUGCUGAAAAGCAUCUUGAUGAUUUCUCCAGAGACUUUUGAAGAUGAAAAUAAUGUUUGAAUGAAAUUUGAUUAUGUCGACUGCAUGCCCGGUUUGUACAAUGAUACGGUCAACCAAGUAAAACGGUGGCAUACAUGAAUAUGUAUAAUUUAAGUUUUUGUUUUCUGUAACUCAAUUUGAAAAAAAAAUCACAGUUAUUAAAAAAAUAUACGAUUAAA